UUAUUUUUAGAUACAUUUUUCAGUGCUGCUGCAUACAUGCCUUAGUUUCUGAUCAGCUGUUUUUGCAUUGUCAUCGACAUAUCGAAAACAAUAAGCGUAUGAAAACGACUUGCUUGUGCCUAUUCCGAUUCGCACAUUUAAAUAUCUGUGCUACUGCCAUGUCGGAGUUUAAUAGCAUAUUUAAGGAGCUAAAGACACACUUUGCGCCAUCUAUUGAAUGGACUGAUAUAGAGGACUGGCUCUGCGAGGCAGACAAUGGAGAAACAAAGGAUCAACAUUCUGUCAUGUUUUGGUCUCUGCCCAUGUGCAGGCAAAUCAUACACAUACAGGAUCAGCAGCUUCAAACACUACGCGAUUUGUGCAACUGCAUACGUGCAAUGCGCAGCUCAGAUCCCAACAGUUUCGAUAUUGAGCAUGACAAUUGGGAAAACAUUGAGGACAUCUCGCCUAAGCAGUAUUUGGCAUUUAUUUAUGCACUCAGCAGCCUGGCCAAAAUACCCCAGCAGCUAAUGAAGGUAGCGCCACAGCAGUUGAACGAGCAUCGAAACAUUCAAUUAGCACUAAGUGCAGUUAGCGCGUAUUUUCUCACAAUUACCAUACCGGGAGCCAAGAGCUAUGGCAUUUUUGACGAAGAUAUUAUUGAACAUUGUCUCAAAGUGUUCAAGCUGCUAGAAACCAACGGCCAAAGCGGAGUGCGCGCAGAUAAUCUGUGGAUACAGUUUUCAACAAUCUGUGAUGAUAUAGUACUCGUCUUUCGCUAUGUCCAAUUCAAAGAUCAUAUAAAGCCACGUGACAACAUACUACGAUGUCUGCUCGAAGUUAUCUAUCUCAACUGUAAAACGGGGAACAAUAAUUCAUGUGCGCGCCAAGUGCAAGCCAAAUGCUUCGAACUUCUUACGGAGAUUGCGAAUGAGCAUAAUGGCAAAGUGUAUGAUACACUGAUGUUAAUUAUGAAAUUAACCUUUUCUAUGCACAUUUAUCCGCAAGGCGGCGAACAGAUAUCAGAUUGGUUUAUCAAUCAGAUAGAAGUGCAACCAGAAACUAUAGCAAAAGUAUUGCAAUUCUACAUAGAAUGCGUUAUAACCAAUCCUAUCAGGGAGUGGAAGCCGUGUGAUGAAAAAGUUGCCAUUGGAUAUGCAGCUAAAUAUGAUGCGGCGCUGUACGCCAAGUGCAACAAAUGCUGCGCAAAGUUCUUGUUGGAUGCCGUACGAGCCGACGAUGCAGUGGGCAUACAAGUGCGCAGCUUGGACCUAAUCGAGCGUAUGCUGCAGCAACAAGUCCAAGUGGAAUGGAGUCUCUUUCGUCAUGAUGUGUCUACCAUGCCACGUGAAGUGGCACUGCUAAGAGAAACCAUACGCUCCAUUAAUGACAAAACCAUUACUGUGCGUCGUAAGGCUUGCCAGGUACUAAAUGUAAUACUCAGGCAAUCCUGCCCCAUUACCACUCGCAUACUCAACGAAUGCAUAAGCUUUGUGCAGUUUAGCGAUGACCAUUCGACAGCGGGUCACUUAAGACCUCAGCCUGUGCAAUAUGCUUACAGCUUUGAAGGUGCGGAGCUGCUGGAGCCAGAAGUCAUAAAGUUACCCGAAGUCCUUUACCAACGUUAUUUAAGUGCUGAGAAUGGCCUAGCACGCUGCGCCGGUAUCUCGCUGCUAGAGCGCCUGGUACUCAUAAAUCCACGCAUUAUGUACGAUACAGACUUUGAGCAGGAGAUGUCACGGCUGGCGGUGGACAUGCUGAGCUCAGUGCGUAGAGCAGCGCUGGACAUGGUAGAUAACUUGCUGGAGGCUUACUGUGAUUGCUCCAUACUUGUUCGGAUCUAUUGUAGAAUUUGGCCUUGUCUGCUCAACGAUGAAGAUAUAGCACUGCAGAAAUUGGCUAUUCAGAGCUUCAAUCGCAAAGUCCUGCGGAACAUAGUGGCGCUGGAGUAUACCAACGGACCAAAGCAGCUCUUACCGUGGUGCAUACUCACUACUUUGCUGCGACUUCAGCCACGUGACUAUCUAAAGCAAAGACUAACAAUACUUCUGCAACAAGAACCUGGAUUUGUCACUUUGGAACUGGUAAAUACAAUCAUCUCGCACUUGUCGACUUCUAUGGCUACGGAGGCGUGGUCGUUAUUGCUGCUGCUAUCGAGUCGCAUUCAAAAUAAUCUGGAUGUGCUGAUCAAUACGCUCAAUCGCUUGUCGUCCUGCAACAAUGUGUUUAAUCAGAUUUUGGCGUUUCAGUUGAUAAGCUAUUGUAUGCCUCGUUUUUCCAAGUCUGCGUUGAAUCAACUUUUCAAUCGUUUGUGCGAUGCUUUGAGCACAGGCAGCUUGUGUCUGCCACUGGUUUCUCCAGCAAUAUUGCUAUUGGGACACAUUGAUGGCUUUGCGCAUAGUCAGGCACCGGAGGACAGUACUAACCCAGAUGACUGGAAGUUGAACUUACUGCGUAGAGUAACAAUAGGCAUAAGCGAGUGCACGCAUAGUUUAAACGAUGUCGUACGCCUGGAAUGUCUGCUGGGCUGCUACUCGGAUCUAAUAGUCAUGACAUCAGAGGAGACGGAUAUGAUGGUCUUUGAUUUGGCGCUGUCUUAUCUAAAAAUGUAUGUGCAACUGGAUGAAGCCAACUUUGAUACACGCAACGAGCGUUUUAUGAAUUGGAUGGUGGUGGUGGCUGGACGUCUCAGUCUGCGUGAUAAUAAUCUGGCACACAGGCUGGCCAAUUUAUAUGGCUUAAUUUUAACUAAAAACGAUCGUCCCCAGCUAGUGAAUAGCACGCUCAUAGCCUUAAAUGAUCUGGGCAAGAAAUAUCCAUCAAUUUUGGAGAAUAAUAUGCAGUGCAUACUCAUCAAACUAAACUCAAAAUAUUCAAUGACCAGAGUGCGCACCUACCGAUGUGUCAAGGAUGUCAUCUUGGCUGGCAACAUAAAGCUCAAAGGUGCCAUACUCAUAGCCUUACUGUCAGGUCUGGUGGAUGAAAGCGUUGAGGUGGUACGCGAGGCCGAUGCUUUCUUUAUACGCUAUCAAAAGCUUUACGACAAGCUGCUGUUCCAGCAUUGCCUUAAAGAGGUUCCCUUUGACUUCAAUGACCAGACUUUUCUAAACGGUUCGCAGCGUGUAGAUCCAAACUAUAGCUCGCCCCUAAAAGGCCGUGCAAUGUGCAAGAAACGAAGACUGAUUUACAAUCACAUUAUAGCGAGUCUGGAUCACAACACGUUACUCAUGUACUUUGGUCAACUCAAGCUGCUGGCGGAAAAAACCAAAGACAAGACUUUUAUUAAAUCAACCGGCGCCAUAGAUGUGGUAUUGGAUAUUCUUUUUAUAAUGCGUCGAAUCUGUCUGAGCACCAAAACCAAGCGUCAAGGCGGUGCGCCGGCGGAAGGUGAACAGGAAGCAGAAGUCCAGGAGGAAGCAGCAGUGCCAGUCGAACUGCAUGCCACUGCUACUGACAAGAGUACAGCUAAGUCACGUGGACGUGGAGGCGCACGGAAACGCGAUCUGGGUGAAGAGGCGCUCAAGCAACUGGAGCGUAGUCUGCGCUAUGUGGAGGAAACGCAACGAAAUCUCAGCAGCGUUAUGAAUGCCGAGCUGCAGCAUGAAAUUGAUUUAAUGUGCAAGGCCAUGUCCAUGCGUUUUCCCAGUUACACGGACUUUGCGCAGCCGGCACAGUUUUGGAAAAAAUAUAAACACACUAAGUCGACACGAGGUAAGCCAAAACGUCGCAACAAUGACGAGCCUGUCGAUGAUCAAUCCACGGAGAGUAAUAGCGAAAGCGAUAGUGAGCUGCCAUUGGAUCGUCACAAGCACUCAGUAGUCUUGCCAGAGAAACUAGCAGAACGGAGUAAUACGAUGGAUUACUUGGCCACCGAACUGCUUUUUCAACCGCAUUAGCCUUAAAAGUAAUAAACAUACAAACCUUUGUACAA
Molecule: messenger RNA, 3910 nt
Organism: Drosophila busckii
Lineage: Eukaryota; Metazoa; Arthropoda; Insecta; Diptera; Drosophilidae
Gene: Cap-D3
Product: Chromosome associated protein D3
Exons: 6
Coding region: 99-3875 (1258 amino acids)
Biological process (GO): mitotic chromosome condensation; meiotic chromosome condensation
Cellular component (GO): condensed chromosome, centromeric region
Molecular function (GO): histone binding
Source: RefSeq, a predicted model, not a curated record